Corticium candelabrum is the source of this 724-nucleotide messenger RNA. RefSeq lists its product as uncharacterized. NCBI's taxonomy places the organism in Eukaryota, Metazoa, Porifera, Homoscleromorpha, Homosclerophorida, Plakinidae. The record is from RefSeq and is a predicted model, not a curated record. The transcript has 2 exons. The coding region runs from base 16 to 474 and encodes 152 amino acids.
UUGAUUUACGUUUACAUGUUGUGCAAAACGCGGGGAGACAGUCACAACGCGACGACACAAAAUCCGACGAAUUGGAAAUUUCGUUUGGUCGUAAUUUCGAUUGUUGACGUCAUCUGCUGGUGGCCUGCUUGUAUCCUUUAUGUGAUACCGUUUGCAACUGGAACUUCGGUGUACAGUGGAAACUACUCGCCGGAAUAUUCGGAGCCUGUUCUUGUUUUGGUGGCUGCUGUGACCGUUGCCAAUCCAAUAUUGUACGUCAUUAUGGCAAAAGAUUUCACUACAGCGACUAGGAAGUUUUGUUGGCGGCAUUGCGUGUGUCUAGACCGUUUUAAUAAAGAUCAAGAAUAUAUAAGGACUGUUACGGGUGUAGAUAUUCGUGUGUAUGACAGCACGUCAGGACCCACAGAUACAACUAAGUUGCUAUCAGAGAACUCUAGAACAGAAGACACCAAAUAUGGCUACCGGUCAAUCUAGAGUGUCCCUACUCUAGGUGCAUGUCGCUGCGCAAAUGCCUAGCAUAGCACACUUAUAUUAAAUUUCGUGUAAGUAAUCUACACUUUAUGAACGUACUGUAUUGUACAGUUUUAAAAAAUCUGCAUUACAUUGAUCUAUGGCUGCCGUAUAUUUGUGACGUCAUUAGCCUAGCAAGCUACAGGUCGACUAUUGUUCUAAUGUGCCUUUUUAGUAUACUUUAAACUCAAAGCUACUAUACAGUAAAAAUCUA